Molecule: messenger RNA, 1059 nt
Organism: Hansenula anomala
Lineage: Eukaryota; Fungi; Ascomycota; Saccharomycetes; Phaffomycetales; Wickerhamomycetaceae
Gene: RTG3
Product: Rtg3p
Exons: 1
Coding region: 1-1059 (352 amino acids)
Biological process (GO): positive regulation of transcription by RNA polymerase II
Cellular component (GO): RNA polymerase II transcription regulator complex
Molecular function (GO): DNA-binding transcription factor activity; protein dimerization activity
Source: RefSeq, a predicted model, not a curated record
AUGACAGACGAGUACUUGAACUUCAACAGCGGGAAAAUUAACCUAGACGACUUUUCAUUCAAUAUCAACAACGAUGCAUCCUCCACAAUUCCUGAGAAUGAAUUACUAGAUUUCACGACUGGUAAUCCAAACAACAAUAACAUCAACAACAGUCAUAAUCUACAUCAAGGGUCUCAUGGAACUACCCAUCUGAACCCAACUCAAUUACACAGUGGUUCACUAACACACAAUGACCCUUCAAACGUACAAAACUCCUUCCAUAACAAUAGUUAUCUAUCCCCAGUCAACUCACCAUACACUAAUCCAAACCAUCUGUCAACUUCAUUUGUUUCUUCAAGAAAGAACUCAGUAUAUGAUACUUUGGAAUCAGUGGCGUCUCCACAACAACAUCAAUCCACAUUAAACUCCCAAUAUUUCUCACCAUCUCAAAAACCAAUGUCUUUUAGCAACAAUACGGCAUCCCGUCAAAUACCAGAUAUCUCAUCCAUCAACAGUCCAGGGUCUAUAAAUGAUCAAUUAAGUCCGUAUCCUUCAUCUUUUGAUACCUUCAAAUCACCAAGUGUUCGGUCUCAAGGAUUAUCACCUGCAACAAGCUCUGGCCCAAAACAACAACUCACCAAGGAGGAUAAACUACGCCGCAGAAGAGAGUUUCACAACCAAGUGGAGAGAAGAAGAAGAGAUUUAAUCAAAGAAAGAAUAAAAGAACUGGGUGUUAUUGUUCCACCUUCAUUACUACUAGUGGAUUCCGAUGGGAAGGAAAUUAAACCAAGUAAAUCAGUCAUUAUAAACAAAACAGUGGAAUACUUAAUACAUCUGCACAAAGUUAUGAAAUCUCAAGAUGAAAGAUUAGCUGAUCUAGUAGCCAAGAUUGAGGAAUUGGAGAAAUUACCAGAUCAAAACCCUGUACCUCAAGGAAAUAAUGAAAGUUCUUAUCAAAAUUCACCUGCAAAUAUCCAAACGUUUGGAAGUGAUAACCAACAACAUGAAUUGGAUUUUGAUGUGAAUGAGUUCUUAAAAGAUCACAAAACUGAUGCGAACUGGGAUGGGUUAAAUAUAUAG